UUCUCUCUUGCUCAUGCUCGCUCUCUCCCGGUGGUACAAAAGAGUGAAAAAACUUGUCAUUGAAAUACGCAUCGAUUUUCCACCCAGUUCCGUGUGAGGUUUUCCUCCGUAAGGAAAAGCGCCUCGUCGCUGAGAAUACUUACCACAAAAGUUUUGUAAAAUCGGUUCAACAUGGUGCAAAACACUCAGUGCGUGAUGACAAGUGUAUGGCGUUGGCGUUCGUAAUGAACCCGAGCGAGAAAAUAAGCCUCGAGAAAAGUGCCCAUCACAAAGAGUGUUGUUUGGUGGACCGACGGCACAAAAGGUGGUCAGCUGCAGCACAGCAUGUAAUAGAGCCGUACCCCCCUCCCGACCGAGUUUGCCUAGAUGCCAUCCUUGUAGUGGCGUAGUGCGCGAAUCGAUCGAUUACGGGGAUUCCUGUUUGUGUGGUGCGGCACGGAAAAAGGUUGAGUUUCCUCGACACCAAGCACCAAGCGUGGGGCGGAACUAGUUCCACUGACCUAUACAUUCCAAGGCACGCCAAUUGCAAAUAAACCUUCACGAUGGACGUGGCAACGAUGCAGCGAGCUGCUGAGGGUCAGGAGUAUUUGCACAACACCAACAACAACAACAAUAAUAAUAACAACAACAGCAGUGGUUCGAUGGCUUGUGGGUUGGAGGGCAAAGCGAAACAGGCCGCCGAGGUGGUGCCCAAUGAUGCGCAGCGCGAUUUCGUAACGCCCAAGAUGAGCUCAAGUGUGGCCAGCAUUCUGGACGACACGACGCCGAGUGAUUCCGGUGUGCAGCUGCUGGACUCGGAAUCGAGCGGGCUGAACGAAUCGAUGAUUUCCAGCGCUGGCGGGUUCGAGUUCGAUGGUGGACCGACCCCACCACCGCCACUGCCGUCAUCGGCUGCUUCGGCAGCUUCCGGAGCAGCGACCCCGUUUGGCGAGGAAGGCAAAAAUAACAAUAACAAUUACAACAGCUAUCACGACCGCCCGGUCGCCGAGAUGGAGGUGGAAGCGGCCGAAGAGGAAGAGGAGGAUGAGGUUGCGGUGGGCGGGCCGGCAGGGGGGGACGAUUUGGACGAAGCGGGAGAGGCCAAGCUGGCGGCAGAUCAGGAGAUUGGCGAGGGGAUUGAAAUCGAACCGGGCAUGAGCACGAGCCAGGUCCCGGACGAACUCAUCUCCAGCACCUGCUCGACGUUCGACAGCGAGAACAUCGUGUAUCGGCGCCGGAUUAAGAAGACCCCGAUGAGCAAAACGCCCAAAAAGCGUGUCUCGUUCCAUGAGGACAUACUGAAAAACACCAAGACGGACAAUAUACACAUCGAGCACGGUUUCAUCACGUACAAGACGGGCGGUGCGGGCAAGAAGAAUGUGGCCAAGGGCCGCUACUCCUGGUGCUCGGAGGAUGACACCGGCGGCGACGGGUACGACUACGGCGACGAGGAAGCGCACGAGGGAAGGCAGUACGUGUACCGGAACGCCUGCUCGGAUGUGCUCGACUACGGCAAGACGGACGUGUUCGAGAACGUGGAGGACGAGCGGAACUACGUCAAGUACGAUAAUUCGGGCGUGUUCGAGUACGGCCCCCCGGAGCGGACGACGAAGGUGUCGGAUCUGAUCGGAGGGGGGAAGGCACUGUACAAGUGUGGCUGUUCCGAUUCCAACUCGAGCCUUGACUCGGGCGAAGGAGGCAAUACGCAAACGACCAACUAUCGGCAGGCAAAAUCAAACAGCUGCGAGUGUAUUGGCUCGAAUGGUGGUGGUGCGACCGGGCGGCGCGGUAAGCACGGCGGCAAUAACAAUAACAACAUUAUCUCGGACAACUGCUACUACAGCGAGCCAAGCAUCGAGCAUCUGGACGAGUUCAACGGCAAUGUAACGGGCAGCGGCGACGGUGGCGGCGCAGGCGAACAGUUUGUAAAGUCGGUGUGGAGCAAGGAGAAGAAACCGAAGAGCAGCUGCCUUAAGAAGACGAAGCGCAAUAGCAUCUUUACGAACGUGGUCGUGCCAGAGUACGAUCUGAGCCGGAAGGUGAAGAAGUUCAACGUGCACCAGCGACUGUCGGUGAUCGACAACAGUCGGAUGAUUUUUGGCUCGCUGAAGGACAUCUUCGGCAUCGCGCUACCGGAGCGGGGCGUGCCGGAAGGAUCGGAAGAUCUGUCAUCGGUGCGCGAGUGCAUCCCGGAGGUGCACGAUGACGCAACGCUGGAGGACGAUUUCACGCUGGUACAGAAACCGAAAUCAUUCCUGUCGAAGAGUCUGGACGGUGGGUUUCACAGCCGGGCUGGCGGGCGGCCGAAUGCCGGGCAGCAGAAAAAGUACGUCCACAACGUGGACGAACAGUUGCGCCGAAAGAAUGACGAGGAUCUGUAUGCGCCGAGUCGCAAGAACAGUGUGGAGGACGAAUUGCCCCCAGCAGAAGCGGACACCGAUGGAGGUAAUUGCGGGGAGCGAGAGCAAUCGGAGGAAGAGGUGACUUUCUCCACUCCGGAUUCGGUUUCGCAAGCGGCGCUGGGUGCGGCGGGCGUCGGUGCCACCGCUGCGUAUCGCAACAAGUUCAUCAUCAACGGCGAAAGCACCGUGUACGAGCAUACCGGCGUGUCGUACUGCUUCGAAGACGGACAGGACAAGACACCGCUGGAGGAAGAAAAGGAGCUGCCGGUCGGUGAAACCACAAGCGGCUCGUUCAUUGGCAAGACGCAAAUCAAAAAGAAGCUGUCCACCAUAUUUCAAAAGAUGAACGUUAUCAGCUCGCAAGCGUCCACGCCGAACCCAACGGCUCCUCGCCCCGGUGGCGACGGCGAUGCAGAGCGGGGAGGCGAUGAAGCGGCGCAGCGUUUGAGAAGAGAAUCGGGCAGCUCGGCACUGCCCUCGCCACCAUCGCCGAAGCAUUCGGAAAAGGUGCUAAUGGAAAGCAGCACCAUCUCUUCCUGCAGCAGCGAGCAUUCCGAACCGCAGCUGGGUGCAGUUGAACGCAAACAGUCGGGUAGUGGAUCGCCCCGUGGUUCCGCUUCCAAAGCGAACCGGCAUCUGUCAUCGCCGCUGAAGAACAGAUCGCUCACCACCACACGCAUGGAAGCGUCACGGCCGUCACGCAUGAGCCCGGAUCUGUUUAAUCUCGGGGUGGUGCCUCCGGCGCGCAACCUGAGCCAUAUCAUCGACCCACAGCUGGCAGUGGAGUUUGAGGAUAUACUCACGGUAACGACGACCACACACACCACCAACACCACCACCGAAUCGUUGAUCGAAUCGGUGGACCAGCACCAGCAGGUGGACAAAAAACCAUCGCUCAUCGAGGACGAUCUCGUGAUUGUGGACUAUCCUUCCUCGUCGGGUGCGUCGAGCGCAGCCGCGCUGACCCCGGUAACCCCCCAAUCGGAGGAGUUAUUCGCGCGCCAAACAAACCGUACACCGUACCAGCAGCAGCAGCAGCGACACCGUCACAACCCAAUGACAUCAUCGACGACCAGUUCCGCUUCGACCGCGUCGAAAAGUUCGCUCAUCAACCGGUUCUUGCGCAACGUGACGCAGAAAAAGAUUCUCGAGGCGACGAUCAAGCAGAAUCCCUUCUUCCAGUCGAAGCUGAACGGGGAGCGCAAGCUGUUCGAGAACCUGUGCCCGCGUGGACCGGCGCGCCCAAUCAACCGGGAGCUGGUGGAGGAUCUGAACGCGGAAAUCGCCAUGGAAAUCGAGCUGUCCUCGUCAGCCUGUCAGCUCGAUCGCAUCCAGCUGAACGACACGUACGCCCAGUCGGGCGCGGAAAGCGCCAGCCCGUUUGCGCUCGGAGGCGUAAAGUUCGAUGGUGGCGGGAUCGGUGUCGGCGAGCUACCGGUGGAACUGUUUUCUGCCGGCCCGCGGCUCUCCAUCUACCGCAACGACAGCGAGGUGCUGAUGAAGGUGUUUAAGCUGUUUAAUGGCUACAGCCGGGAGGGGUACAUGACGCCGGUGCUGGUGUUUCUGACCGAUCGCACACUGUACGUGACGGACCAGGUGCGGAACAAGCUGUGCAAUAAGUUUGUGCUGCCGUACGCCGAGCUGGACGUUAUACUGGUCGGCCCGUACGGUAACACGGUGCUGCUGAGCAACUCGGCCCGGGACAUGCAGCAGGUGCUGCUGGCCGGUGGCCCGUACCCAGCGGAGGGGCUAGUGUCGAGCUUGGAGCUGUGCGCGCGGCGCGGUGGCUCCGUACUGCCGGCCGUCGGUCAGCUCACCCUCGAUCAUCUGGCACCGCUGCAGGCGUUCGUGCGCGAUCACUCGAGCGUCAGCCGGGAGGAUUCGUGGAAAUAUUACGCGGUCGUAAACGUGCCGGCCGGUACGUUGGGUAGCGAGGAGGCACCGCUCGGGCCACACAUCAAGGGCCCGCUAAUGCAUCGGCGAAUGUCUCACGCGGGCUUCGUGGACAAUUGGUCGGCGGGUUACUUUUUGCUGAAAGCUGGAGUGCUUUACCUGUUCGCAGAUGCAUCCCAGAAGCUGCCAACGUGGGCCGUCGCACUGGCCGAAUGUCAGGGAGCACGCCGGUCGGUGAAUUCGGGCCGGCCGUACUGCUUCGAGCUGCUGCUUCGCACCGGAGCGCUUCAGCUGGCCGCACCGGACGAGUAUGUGGCGUCCGAUUGGCUGCAGGCACUGGUGCAAGCGGCAAGCGGGGUGAGUGAUACGCAGGCAGUCGAGGCACAGCUGUUUGAGAUGCAGGAACGUCGCCGUACACUCGGGUGCACGCUGAUCAUGACGUCGAACCAUCUCCUUACGCUGCGGGAAGACUUUAGCGCACCGUUGCGUCGCAACACCAGCUACAGCACGGUGGGCGAGAUAAGCAACCCAUCAUCGGCGUCGAACGCAUCGAUGCAGCUGCAGCUGUGUCUGUCCUCUCCGUCGAAGGAAAAUAUCAAUCCGAACGCCACCCGUCGAAAGAUUAGCAACGUGUCGAGCAGUAAUGGUGGGCUGGACAACUUCAGUGAGAUAAGUUCCAUUCGGUCCAACUGCAGCACACCAACGCGCACGAACGUUGCUGGCCAGUUGAUCAGCGCUGACCGCCGCUCGAAUGCAUCGAGCACCAGUACACCGACCAGAGGCAGCGCAAUGCAGCAGCAGCAGCAGCAACAGCUGCUGAAUGCAUCGCCGGCUAGAAGCCUUCCACGAUCCGGUGCCCUGGCUACCAGUGGACCGCCUUCGUUGGUGGACUUUUUCGCUGGCAGCACGGAAGAGAAAAGCUACACCAACAUGAGCAGCUUCUAUGGGAAGAAUUCCGGUGUCGAGGUGCUGACGUGCGCUAGCAUCGAUGAAAUGUCGGCCGUAAAGAUACCGGCCAUCUCUUCCAACUGGUGGUGCAUUCUGGAAUUUGAGUGCCAGGAGGUUCGGGAAAACUCGGACGAUUUGGUAGUGUUCUUUUCGACCAGCGCAGAGCAGGAACGUUUUCUGUCCAUGCUAGAAUCGAUCUGGCACACCAAGAAGAGCGAAGCAUUCCCGGCUUCGAUCAUUAGCAGCGACGAUGCAGUGUACGAUCAUUGCUCCAAGCUGUUCCUAGAAAUCAACCGUUCCUGGGAACCGCUGCUAUCAGCUGCCCUAGGCUAUCCGCAGUAAAAUCGACAACGUGUUGUCAACAUCACUCAACAUCCGCAUCACAUCACUGUAACGUUAGGCGAGUAACGAAAUGCUGGAAAGCGAUGCACAUUGCUACUUCCUGGUAAGUAAGGCACGCCAACGGCAGUGGUGGUUGAUAUUUGAGCGCGCAAAAGUGCAAUAAUGGACAAAAAAGUAUUACUAGCUGUACUCUUCAAACUGUUAGGUAAUUUUGAAUUGAACGUUUAGUUGUCUUGCUCUAGCUAUGAUGUCAAAAGAAGGAAGCGUCAGCUGGGCCCUGAAUGUGGUUGGUUUAUUAUCUUAAAUUUAACAUUACCUUAAAAGGCAAAUUAAGGUCCACGAAGACGUUAAGAAGAAGUAAGCAGGAGGAUUCAUUUACGAAAGGUAUCUCAUUUUCUCUAUCAAUCGAUUUGUUUAAAGUAUAAAGAGGUAAUUCUAUGUUUACCAUUUAUUUAGAAUUCUGCUGUGAACUAUAUGUUCAACGAAGCAUAUGGUUUCCAUUUGAAUGUUGCGAUUACAUGCUUGAAUAGUAUUGUACACACACAGAGAGAAGAAAUUUGGAACUGGAAAGUAAUUCCGUAAAUUGUAUGAUUGCGAUUUAAAUAUCGUCGGACAAAAUGUUACCAAAGAUAGUGGCGUUAAAGCUGACGUGUGAUUGGCUUAAACACGAAUCAAGCUAACCACAAUGAAACACGGACAGCCAUAUAACAAAAAUAUCAAAGUGUCUUUCGGUGUAGAAAGGAAGUUCGACAUUUGGCCAUAUCUAUUCUAUUCUAUUCGAUACUAUGCUUUUCCUUGAUAUUAUAGCCACCCUUUUCUCUCCAUUAACAUGCUCUUGACGGAGUGAGCAUAGUUCUGCUUAUGAAUAGAGCUUGGUGUCGCUUAAUGCCUAAUCCCCCCUCCCCCUAGAGCUUUUAAUGCUUAUUGAAACUGCAGCUGCAGUGGGGACAGUGGAAACAUUACAAAAAUAUACUCAAAAAUGUGAUUUAUUUCUCUCUCCUUCCCUAAAACAAGAGGUGCAGCUAAGGGGACACACACGUAGUUGAACAAGCUACGUGCUGGUACUAUUAGGUGGGUAAUAUUAGGGAAACCAUCUAACUGAAACGUAACGUCGAGGUGAUGACAUGGUGCACAACCAAAAUCAAUUGGUCUCAAACACAAAAUCUAAAUCUAGAAGAAGCACACAACAUAAUGGUACAGGAUUAUCGUUGUAAGCUCAGCAAGAAUGAGCAAGAAUAAUAAUAAAUGUUUGAAUUUCAAUGCCUUCACACUAUCAAACAGCUUGCUACAAAACAUUGAAACAAAUCUCAAUCUCGCGAAGAAAUCAUAAAACAUCCAUAACAAAUUCCAAAGCAUAAUUGUUACCGACAAAUACGUAUAACACACAUUAUAGGCUUCAUUUUGUGGUUGUUCGGACAAUAGGCCUAGGAAAAUGCAAUCAUAUGUAAGAUCAUUAAGUCAUUUUUUUUAUUUUAAACGAGUAAUUGGAACUGUUUAUUUACUAACCUUUUCGGUUCGCUUCGUUGUAUAAGGUUAAGUUAGUUAUUAUUUAUCUACUUCUAGUCAAAGAUGAGGGUUUACGAUGCGCGUUCUGUUACAAACAAUACGAUAUGUGAUUUAAAAAAUUGCCCUAUAUAUAGUUUAAACGCUAGGUUGAGAUCGCUUAUAAUACGUUCUAUGUAAAAUGAAUAUUCCGCUUAUGUGUAUUACAAAAAAACAGAAAAUACUUCGCUAUAUUUUGCUUAUAUGUAUGCUCGAACCACGUGAUUGGCGAACCUUUAGUGCGAUACAGUUAAUGCAAUCAAUCUCUUAACCAGUUCUGAAUGUUUAGGAUACUGUUACACGAUAAGCAAGCUUCUGAUAUGUACUCACAAAGCAUGAAUUAUACACACACACCCCCAGCAUAUAUUAUUCUGUAACAAAACACAAUAUAUACGUGCAUAUAUAUACAAACAGAUCUUAAAAAAAAGAAAAUUUUGCUAUUAAUAGCCCCACAAUGUUAUGCCAGUCGUAUAUACAUAUAUUCUUGUAUGAUCAUUUUGAAACAUAAAUGAAACAAAAGGCAAAUAAUGAAUGCGGGGGGAGCGAGUAAACUAAACGUGUAGUAGCUGAAGAAAUCAUUUAGAAGGAGGUUUUCAAUCGUCCGGGGGACGAGACCGAGGAGGUACUGACUGAAAUAAGAAGAAAAACAAAACACGAGACAACUGAGUUGAAAGGGUUACGGAAGGAUCGUUCGAUGAUCUUUUAUUGAUAGACAAAGUUAAUGAUAGCAUGGUCUAAAACUUAUACGUUAGUAAAAUUGUACAAACUAUUACAACAUGGAAAGCUAACUGACAAAACAAUAACCAACUGCGCUCCAUAACAUCUCGAAAUAAGGUGUAGAACAACUUGUAUCCAACCACCCGGCAGAAAGACAUAUAUCGAAUAUACUCUCGUUACACUUGAUUCCCCAACAACCCCAACAACAUCUCAACCAAAACAUCUCUGUGCUAGACAAGCACACGGCUACAUUAAAUUCCAGUCAAGUGUACGAAAAUAAAGACAACUGUGUAAUCUCAUUGGCAAAACGGAA
Messenger RNA from Anopheles gambiae (African malaria mosquito), 8136 nucleotides. RefSeq lists its product as uncharacterized. Gene Ontology annotation, biological process: positive regulation of membrane tubulation; lysosome localization; Golgi organization. The transcript has 6 exons. Gene Ontology annotation, cellular component: endosome membrane. Bases 543 to 5564 code for a protein of 1673 amino acids. The record is from RefSeq and is a predicted model, not a curated record. Gene Ontology annotation, molecular function: kinesin binding. NCBI's taxonomy places the organism in Eukaryota, Metazoa, Arthropoda, Insecta, Diptera, Culicidae.